AUGUCACAAACGCGGAAGAGCCCAGCUACAAUACCAAGUACACUUGCACCUGUGACUAGCGUGAAGUUAUCUCAAGCGGCUUCUGACACGGAUAUCCCAUAUACUAUGAGUGACGAAGAAGUCCGCAAUGUAAAUUUAUCUUUACGGUAUAAGCGCCCUCGUUCAGAUUCUUCUCCCGUGAAAAAUCAGUUUGAAGACUUUAAAGAUGAAAUUUUGCUAAUGCUUACUACGUGGAAACAGGACCAAGAGAUACAAAUUUCGAAAUUUAUGAGUGAACAAAAAGCAUCUCUGUCGAAAUUAAUGUCGGAAAUUACGGAGCUACGACUGCAAAAUAUUAAAAUACAAAAGUCUAAUACAGAAAUUGAAAAGUCUAUUAUUUUUAUUAGCGGACAAUAUGAGGACGUUCUAAAACAAGUUAAUACGCUCUCAAAGGACACACAACAAUUCGGAAAUAAUCUGCAAAUACUUGAAUCAAAAACGCAGGACCUCCAACAAUUUUCUCGCUCAUCCGCUAUUGAAAUCCGGAAUGUCACGCAAAACGAAGGUGAGUCAUCGGCGGAUUUAACGGAAAUAGUUACGAAAGUUGGUUCGGUCUUCGGUAUGGCAAUUACCAAAGGGCAUAUUCGCGAUAUUUACCGAUUGCCAGGCAAACCUGGAACAAAUAAACCCAUUGUCACCGAGUUUUCUAAUGUUCAAACAAAACAGCAACUACUUACUCAUGCAAAAGAUUUUAACAGAAGGCACUCUAAGGAAGACCGCCUAAAUUCCAGGAAAAUAGGACUAGCGGGCGAUCUUCGACCUAUCUAUGUCGCGGAUUACCUUCCCCUAACUUCAAGAAAACUCUUCUUUGCGACCCGGGAAUUCGCCAAGACAAAUGAAUACAAAUUCUGCUGGACUACAAACGGUCAAAUUUUUCUAAGAAAGGAUGAAGGUGCUAAGCAGAUUUUGAUUAAAUCAGAACAAAGUCUGCGUGACAUACCAGUGCCGCAAUGA
This is a messenger RNA of Spodoptera littoralis (African cotton leafworm), 993 nucleotides long. Lineage: Eukaryota; Metazoa; Arthropoda; Insecta; Lepidoptera; Noctuidae. The record is from the annotation of a GenBank genome assembly.